Molecule: messenger RNA, 1012 nt
Organism: Prunus avium (sweet cherry)
Lineage: Eukaryota; Viridiplantae; Streptophyta; Magnoliopsida; Rosales; Rosaceae
Source: RefSeq, a predicted model, not a curated record
UUCCAGACACUAUCACAAAGCUUUCAUGAAAACCCAAUCACCAAACAGAAGGUUCACUGCACAACCUCUAUGAUAAAACUCUACCCGCUUUCUCUGACUCCAGGAUGACUGUCAAAUCCACUGCAACCUUUGCUCCACUCGCGUUCCUCAGCGUCCAUCACAUGACUCACAAGCCUUUCCAAGUCCCAACCUCCUUCAUAUUGUUGUCAUUUUUUCCUUUCUACUGUAAAAGCCACUUAAUUGAUAUAACUGCAGAUUUAAAUUUUCUGCUUAAUUUUUUACUUUCUAAUUUUAAGGUAUUGAAGGUAUGCUAGUUAUAUAUUUUCUACUUCCAGAAACUCUUUUGUAGUUCUUCAUUCCAUUCUGAUGAAUUAUGUAGCAGUGAGGCAUAGGCAUGCUCAAGCCUUCUCUAUUAAGAAAAUGAUAAAAUUUGGUUUCACAGAUCUCUGUUGAAGAUGUUAUAAAGGCAAUUCAUCAGAAGUCCUUCGAUUAUCGAGUGCUGAAUCUUUUACUGUACCAGUUGAGAGGAGAAGAGCUGUAAUAAAGGUUAAUGAGUUGCAUAUGGAGUUUCUAUCAAUCUCAGAAUUCCUAGUUGAGGUAGCUGAUGAUCUGUUUGACUAUGAGGAAGAUGUCAUAGAAAAUAACUUCAAUAUAUUGCGCAUGUUUGUCAGAACAUAUGGAGCUUGUGCCCCAACUGUGCUGGCAAAAUACAUAGCUGAGGCUGAAGAGAAGUAUAACAAUUUACUGAAAAUGCUGGAUCCUCAGCUGUCCUUGAAUUACCAGAGAAGAUGCGUAGAAGCAACUAAAGAGGGAGGGAAUACGUCUGCACAUCCUCUCGGAACAUGGAGUAUACCACCUCUAAUACUUGAUGAGGAAUUUUAUCGAUCCAGUCUGUUAGAUUCGAAGACACAGUUGUAACCUUGGAUUUAAACAGUUGGGGUUUGGUUCAGUGUCAAUGGAACAGGAUUUUCUCUGUUUUGUUAUAAAAAAUUUGCUUCCUCAUUUCGUUGUU